AUGAGUCUCCUUUUGCUGUAUCCUGAACAGCCUUUACCCGGUCACCUCAAGCCCGACUGCUGGCCCUUCGGACGCGUAACAGCUCUGAAGCCCAAACCUCGAGCGGUUCAAUCUUCUCAAGGCCGAUCCAUCAGGUCCUAG
This is a messenger RNA of Protopolystoma xenopodis, 141 nucleotides long. The record is from the annotation of a GenBank genome assembly. Lineage: Eukaryota; Metazoa; Platyhelminthes; Monogenea; Polystomatidea; Polystomatidae.